Messenger RNA from Scedosporium apiospermum, 3111 nucleotides. RefSeq lists its product as uncharacterized. The transcript has 5 exons. Gene Ontology annotation, molecular function: heat shock protein binding; protein kinase binding; protein-folding chaperone binding. Lineage: Eukaryota; Fungi; Ascomycota; Sordariomycetes; Microascales; Microascaceae. Bases 1 to 3111 code for a protein of 1036 amino acids. Gene Ontology annotation, biological process: protein stabilization; protein folding. Gene Ontology annotation, cellular component: cytoplasm. The record is from RefSeq and is a predicted model, not a curated record.
AUGGCGUUCCGAUCUGUUGGUGACUACUCGCAUGAAUUCGACGCAUUAUACAACGAGGACGAUGAUUGUUCGGUACUGGCAGGCCAGCUCCCUCUCGCUCCGCCCAUCGGCCACUAUGCAUUCAGUGCCACAACAGUGCCCAGCGGCUCCGAGAUGAGGCUCGUGUCCAGCUAUUCCGGCUACAUCACCCCAUUCACUAACCCCGAAGCGGCGGAUUGGCCAGAGCCGUUCGGAUCAGCUCCACCGCCGCGACCGACCAGCCCAGGGACGACCACGAAUGCCUGGGUCACCAGUGGAGACGCCAGCGAAUUUCGGAGGCCAGGUGUUCAGGCUCUCGAGCAAGACACUAGUGUAGCCGCAAUCCCGCCUAAUCAUCCAGUGCCCCGAACCCUGAAGCGUCCGCGGAAGCAGAACCAUUCAUUGAGCCUUCUGGAUGCGUUCCUGCAGCAAUCCGGUUUCACGCCUAGCUCUGCAUCAUCACGAGAUACAGCCCUACACGAGACAUGCAAGUGGGUCGCGAUUGCUACAGCUUCCCAGCUUGCUGUCCACAAACGAGACGGAGCAGGAACUGGUUCAGAAUGUCCCCAGGCUUGGGACAUUGCUUUCGAGACCUGGCAAAAAGCAAAACGAUUGCUCUUUGAAAACAUCGCCGCCACUAAAUCAUUCCGCAUGGCACUUUCAUUACUCCUCUUUGGUGCCAUACUGCCUCCAACUGGUGGGGACCGCGGCAGCGUAUUCGAGGAAGACACGGCGUACGCUCAGCGAGAGGGCCUCCAGCGUCUCCAAGGGCUCUGUUCUGAAGCGCAUGCGUACUUGCACAAACGCAGCGGUGCGCCACGCGAUUCGACGCCUCCGCCGGGUGGAAGCCCUCGGCCGGUCAAAACACUACAACCCGACGUGCGGAAUCUAAUAUUCGAGAUAAUCGGUGGUCUCGAGUGGCUUGUGACGAUGGCUCACUCACCGGCAGUCGUCACCUCCCGGACGAACAUCCCCAUCGCCACGCCUCUACUCUGUUCCAAAGAAGUUGAAGAAUCAAUCAUCGCUCGGGCUCGAGCCGAUUCACACAGCGUCACUUCAAUGUGGGACCGAGGCAUCUCCGAUAGCAUCAUGGCUCGUGUCGUAAGCCACGCUGGCUCUAUUUCCGUGCUCGUGUGGAGGGUGUUGGCCCUGUUGACCGUGGUAGUCGAGGGGUUGGAGACGGACGGGGUCGACUGCGAGGAGUUGUAUCGCCUUUACAUAACAAUGACAACCCUCAUCGACAUAUGGAGGUCGAAGUUUGGCCUGAUAAAUCAGACGAAUGCAAAAAGCCUGCAACAGUCACGGCCUGACGUACUGCGUAGCGUUUAUUUUUGUUCUAUGGAUGUCGAUCUUGCAAUACUACUGUUCUACGACCUUGUCCACCCGCUCGAGACCCAACUUCAGACAUUAUCAUCGCCAUCACCUGCACACGAGCGCUUAUGUUCUUCUCUCCAAGCGGGAAAAGCGUAUCACAAGGAGCAGCGCCUUACAAGUGCGAUGCAAAUCUCUUACGUAGCCUUGGCAAGUCAAGGCAUGUCAAGUCCGGGGUUACCGGGCAAAAGCGGUCUCAAGGAAAUUAUCCAGGAUAUUGGUGCCCACCCAUAUCUUGCUCUAGGUGUACAAGCACACCAACUAGCCGCUAAAGCACUGGCAGACGAGAUACAAUAUUGCAUUCAGGAGAUGGACAUGAAGCGCAUCCCGGAGCUGACGGCCGGCCUGGAAAGCUGCAUGCAGGGGCUUCAACGGCAACAGAAGACGCUUGUGAUGUUUCCAGGGAUGGCCCUUGAUGGUCCAAAGCGUGCCCUCAAAUAUGAGCGAGUCAUAAAUGACGAGCUCGCGCGGCGUAUAUCCGCCUUGCUCUCAGCCCUCGAGUCGCACACCGAGGAAGCCCGCACCCACGACCCGACAGCAGUGGCCUUUCGGGCUCUCAUGCAGUCAACGCCGCGUAAUGGCGAGGAUGACAACCCUCCGCCACGACCGGAAGGGCUGUUUGAUGGGGACGAGCCGUUGCCCACUUACUCCAAAAUGGUGGCCAGAAUUUUGGAUGAGGUGAAGAAGACGCUGGACGAAAAGGGAGUUGAGGUGGAAAGCCGCUAUGAUGCCAUGAUCGGGGUGAUCAAGGUUAAUCUCCAAAAGAUCAGGGAAUUGCAGAGUGAACUGCUGAAGAAGCUCGACAGGUUGGAAGCAGAGGAGACAGAGAAAAUCACCAGUGAAGACUACCACGUCGUGUUCGAUAGCUCCAAUGUCAGCAAAGCAAAGCCCGGAGAGACCAAGCAAAGGACGAAACUGGAGCUCCUAAACCCUAAUUACGACCUUCGCGACAUUAACUCCGAUACCAUGCCUCCAUCGACGACAGGCACGACAAAGGAGAGCGACGAAGAAGUUAUCAAUAAAGCCUCUGCGGCAGCGAAGCAGUUUGCACAGAUAAAGAUAUCCGACUAUCAGGCCAGCCGCGCGUAUCUCCUUUCGCAUCCCGAGAUACUCCGAGAAUCCGAAGUUGACGGCCUACUCAUCGAAGCAUUCGACGCUGCGCUCGACCGCCAAAACCUGCCCCAAUCCCGGCAGUACGUGCAUCAGGCAACUCUCUUAGACUACUGCCGGAGGCUAGGACGUGAUGGAAUGGCCAUCUUUUUCAAACAUGUCACCACCCCUGGUCACAAGGCGCGUGAAAUGUUAGAGAAAGAUACCAGCGAAAAAUAUCAAAGGAUCCUGGAGCUAGCAAGAGAUACUGAUAAGCAACGUGCUUCUGGGGGUGGAAGAGAGGGCGUAGAGCAGAUCCAGAUCCAUCCGGUAGAGCCAGGUGCCUCCAUCCAAAUUCGGAUUCCUCAGGAGGGUAGCGAAAUCGAGGAGGUUAAGAGGGCCAGAUCCAUCUUUGACAGCCUCGCACCAGAGAUGCGGGCCGCUCUGGAAAGCGGAUCGUUGGAGGAGGUAAACAAGGUGUUGGGGGCGAUGGCGGUUCUCGAGGCCGAGGUCGUAGUCGGCCUCCUAGGAGAAGCCGAAUGUCUCAGCAUUGAGCAAGACAUUAUCGAUACGACGACGGAUGAGGGAAAGAAACAGCUACAAACGCUCGAGCAUAAGAUGGAGUCAGAUUAA